CUUCUCCCCGGUGUCGGGUACCACCAGUCUCGAGCCGCAGCUGCAGUCCACACUCCGCUCGCUCGCGCAUCCUCUUUAAGCGCACAUAAACAAGCUGAGGCUGGAAGAAAUUUCGGCAGAAAGGACAACGAUUCCGAGUGCAGCCGCCUCGCCCGGUCCGCUCCAGUGGUAUUAUAUUACAUUUUUAUUAUACGGAGGAGAAAUGGUUAUUAGUGGUAAAAAAAUAGGUGUUUGAUUUUUUUUUUUCUUGAAUUUGAAACAUCGCAAAUCGUUGGACGUGAAAAUGGCUGAGAUAACCAACAUUAGGCCACAAUAUGACGUCUCCCCUGUGCUGGCGGGCUUCCUGGGCGCUGGGGUGUUGGUCGUGUCUGUGACGGUGGCUGUCUUCCUGUGGACCUGCUGCCAGCGGCGCUACCGUCAGCUGACGGGCAGCUACAAGCUUGGCGGCGACGCAGCCCGCGACCCGCCCUACAGGUUCAUUCACAUGCUGAAGGGCAUCAGCAUCUACCCCGAGACGCUCAGCAACAGCAGGAAGAUCGUGCGGGUGGCAAGGCGACUGGGACCACGGGGGCCGCGAGACAGGGAGUGGUGCCGAAGUGGGGGCAAUGCUGGGGGCGGGGUGCUGCUGGUAGACGCGGCCGAAAAUGGGCUGCUCGGCGGCCAUCGUUUACAGGUGAAGCCAGGGACGGAGCCGGGUGCGGGGCGUGAGCUGCCCGUCCAACCCAACGGCUGCAGCCAGGAGGGUAACGAUGCCAGCAGCAGCAGCUGUGAGGCCAGCGAGACGGCCUCCCCCUCCAGCCCAGCUCAGGAGCGCAGCCUAGGCACACUCUCCUUGGCGGUGGACUACAACUUCCCCAAGAAAGCCCUGGUCGUGACCAUCCUGGAGGCUCGGGGCCUGCCGGCGGUGGACGAGCAGUCGAACAGCUCUGACCCCUACAUAAAGAUGACCAUCUUACCUGAGAAGAAGCACCGCGUCAAGACCCGGGUGAUGCGCAAGACCCUGGACCCCGCAUUUGAUGAGACGUUCACGUUCUAUGGCGUUCCCUACAGCACCCUGCCCGAGCUGGUGCUCCACUUCCUAGUGCUCAGCUUCGACCGCUUCUCCCGGGACGACGUCAUUGGCGAGGCCGUGGUGCCGCUGGCCGGAGUGGACCCCAGCACUGGGCGGGUACAGCUCACGCAGGAGAUCUGCAAGAGGACCAUACAGUGUGUGAGCCGUGGUGAGCUUCUGGUGUCCCUGUCCUACCAGCCCGUGACCCAGCGGCUGAACGUGGUCGUGCUGAAGGCUAAACACCUGCCAAAGGUGGACAUCACGGGCCUGUCUGGCAACCCCUAUGUGAAGGUCAACGUGUUCUAUGGUCGCAAGCGUAUCGCGAAGAAGAAGACGCACGUGAAGAAGGGCACGCUCAACCCAGUCUUCAACGAGACCUUUGUUUAUGACGUGCCCGCCGAGCUGCUGCGAGACGUCUCCGUCGAGUUCCUGGUCAUUGACUUUGAUCGCACGACCAAGAACGAGGUGUUUGGGCGGCUUGUGCUCGGUGCGCACAGCUCCUGCUCCUCUGCUGCCGCCCACUGGCGGGAGGUGUGCGAGACCCCCCGCAGGCAGGUGGCCAAGUGGCACAACCUGAGCGAGCACUAGCGUCUCGGGUACUCUCGCGACAGCCAACGCCCGAUCCCUGCGGGGACGGGGGAAGCCCCCUCCCCUGCAGAGAAAGGCAUAUCAUCCUCAACUCUUACUCCUCCCCAUGCAAAAAAAAAAAACACACACAAACACACACACAAUUAAGCUCAGUAGGGACUUUGUACAGUGAACUGUUUGUGUUAUCAAUGAUCAUUAUAGUAAUGGGAUUUAAAAAAAAAAAAAAACACUUAAAAGGACCUGGGUUCAGACUGGGGACUAUGCAGAUCAGUUAUAUCGACUAAAACACUGACUAUGAAGAAAAGUCAAAGCGUUCCUCUAAAUCACUUUGGUCCUGUUGUGUCAGGACUGGCGGGGGAGGGAGGAACCAGUUCCCGAAGCGAAGCCAACUAUUUAGAAUCCAUUACAUACUGUCCUCGACUCCACAGCUUUCCCCUUACUGUGUACUGAGGAGUAUAUAGAGUGCGUUAAAAUUAUUGCAUGUCCAGAUAUUUGCAUUCAAAGGACAUAACAGAAAAUACAAUGGUGCACACAUAAGCAGAGUCUCAUAACUUGUGAGUACAUAUUGUUGUUCCUACUUCUGAAUACAUAUUCUUAUUAUUCUUACCGAACAAUAAUUCGCUGAGUGCUCCUCAAAUGCCGGGCCUUUAACAGCGGGGAAAGGCUCAUUUCUUAACGCGCCUCCCUAUGAACAUUUUCUUCCGUGCAGAUUCAUUUUUUAGCCCCAUCAUAUUUUUCGCGUUAGCGAUGAAGUGUAUCAGUCACAUUCACUCACAUAGUACAUGUUUCCAUCAAUGAUCCAGAAAUAUGCACAAGCUUAGUCUUGUACCAUGGAAUUCCCUCAAAGCGAGGAAUAUUAUACAGGAAUAUUAAUAAAAGAUUAAUUUAAACACAUCUUAGCACAAUGUUCAGCUUAAUGGACAGCUUGAGAUUUAUGCAGUUUUUUUAAAUUCCAGCGAUUUUUUUCUUUUUGUUAGAAGAGCUCAAAGUGCAAAUGUAACUUUGAUAUGGUUAUGGUGUAAGAAUUCCACUAGUUUACAUGUUUUGGGUUCGUCAGCUGAAAGUCCAUAAAGACGGACCACGGUAGCACUGUUUCCCAGCAGUCACCCGCAAACCCAAAGAUAAUGUGUUUAUGAGCUUCAAUGCCAGUUAUGCUCAUAAUUUUUGGCCUUGUUAAUUAUGAUUUGAUUGGACUUUAUAUACUUAGAUGAUAAAGUCUGAGUGACAUUGUUAGGGUUGUGAUUCAGAAUAUCCUGUCCUUUGAUUUUUUUUACUCUUUUGGGGAAGGAGAGUGUGGCGGCCUGGGAGUCGCUGAAGGUGUGUGUCAGUUGUUGUGGGUUUCACAGUAUCACUCACACGCACGCACACGUUGUAGCUUCACGCGUGUACCAGUCGCGGACACUGCGUCUUGCUCUCCAUGGUCUUUAUGUUCGCUCCUGUUGCUUCUGAAGGGUAAAACCCACCUGUCAUGUGCCCAUCAGGUUGUGUCUCAGCACCUUCAUCACUCCCCUGUGUCGAAGUGGGAGCUCCUGUAUAUUUGUGUAUAUUUGUUUUUAUUUUUAUCUGAAAUCCCAUUACGAUUGCAGGCAGAUUCAGGUGUCCAUUUUCACUUUGCAACGUGUUGCUGCCCAAAUGCAGCAGUGCUUCCCCGGACGUGUUGCGUGGGCCCGCUGGAGCGGAGUAAAUGCCACCAGUAAGUGUCCUUUACAUGGAAAACAUAGUAUGUGCCCGAAUAUACAUGGUAAAUAAAAAUAUACAUUUUACAAUACAUGCAUGAAAUCAGGUAUAUAGCAUCAGUUUUUAAUACAUGUAUAUUUUGACAAAUUAAAAACUUGUUUUCUUAUUUUUUGGAAUUUUUGUAGUAUGUUGACAUGCUUUCCGUCUUCAUUUCAGCCUGGCAGAAUUUACCUUUGAAUUUACCCUGGGUUGUGUUCCAAGUGGCUUUCCUUUGUUUUCGAUAGGUGUUCUUGUCCAAAAUGAGGCAGUCCAUCGUAACUGUUUAUAAAAUAAUUAUAUAAUACAGAUGAUCACCAAAUGUUGCACCUUUUAACCAAUUUAAUUCCCAGUCAUCGUCACAAGUUCUACACUUCUUUUUGCAGUUUAUGGUCCAUAGACCACAUCUACCUGAAAUAGUACCACUCCUAUUUGUGUGUUUGUGUGUGGACACUCUGCUCUUUAUUAUAGUCUCACCCAUUCAUUUCCUACACCCUGAUGUGAACAGAUACAUGCCACGGUUGAGGUAAAAUACAAUGAAAGUGUUGAUCAUCAAUGUUAUGUGUUCAGAUACCUGGUGUGGAGGAUCUCAUGGAUUCUUAUGGUCCUCAAGUGAAAGAAACCAUAUUUAUGGUGGAUAAAAGUUCUAACUGGGCCAGAUCUGACUGGACUGCAACCCAAGGGUUAAAAGAGGUUGUCAGGCAGUACAGCAGAUCUCCGCAUCCUUGCAGACUGUACUCACACAGCUCUUGUGCAGCAUCACUCUUUAGCUUGUGUUGCUGAUGUGGCUGGAGCAUAACAGCUGUGACCUUAACCAGUGUGGCCAGAAAAGCUCUGUGACAUUUGUACUGGAGAGGCAUCACCAGAGAUUCUCCCCGAAAGCCUUGAUUUUAGUUGCAGUCAUAGCAGCAGCACGUGUGAACUGUGUAAGGAGACAACUGCACUUCUAGUCUUAUGGGAUUUAUAAGAACAUUUGGUGUGACUCUCUUGGUAGUUGAUGUUCUUCAUAUUGUCACUGUGGGUGCAGAGGCACUGGAUGAGAUGGACCACACUGUACAUCAUGCUGCGGUAACACAGGGCUGGACUCCAUUGAGAGAACCACCUGAGGAGCUGGUGUACCUACCCACAGCGUUGGUAGUGCAGGUUGUGCGAGCACGGUCAUGGCUAUCUGAUUGUGGUCAAAUAGCCAAGCAUGAAUCUCCAGGUUUGUGUGUUUAACUGUUCGCUCCUCAGACCUUCAGCUCCUUUGCUGCUUGUGGGCAAAGGAGGAAGUUCUGGACAUAUCAAUUUACUUUCUGUAUGAAUCCAUAUAUCGUACACCUCACUCAUUUAGUAGUUUAUACUCAGUUUAACAGCUGGAUUGUGGGCAGAGGGCUCACAGAAAUGUUACGAUUCACUUGACUAGUGUCGUAGGGCAAGCGAUAAAAUGACCAAGCGAUGCAUGUCGGUAACAUUUCAGGAAAGUGCAUCAGUGUUUAACAGAUUACCGGGACGACGUUCUGUGUCUCUCACUGGUUAUAAACCACACACUUCCAAUCCUGUGACAGUUUUGCGGUUUUGCUUAUUUCGCUUGGAAUGCAUAACAGAGAAAAGAUGUUUCUUUCUAGAAAAGUGAAGUACUGGGAAUAGCAAGGUCUCUUAGUAGCUCAUGCCUGUAAGACCUUUCCUAAAGGUACAUUUAUUCAUUCAGCUGAUGCUUUUCUCCAAAGCAACUUGCGCUGUUAGGCUACCUAAACUUAUUUAUCCAUUGGUGGAAUUUUUUAUUCCAACAGCUUAGGGGAAGUACUUUGCUCCACGGUACUAUGGCAGAAGGUGAGAUGCAAAGCUGUGACCUCCUGAUCCGAAAUCAGCAGCUCGAACCACUAUGUUACCAGCUGCAUUCACCUUUUUUUAUUUUAGUGCUUUCUUACAUGCUGGAGGUUUUUUUGUUGAACUGUACCCAGAAGGGGCAGAUUUUCCAUCUGCUGUGAGAGCUGAUAUGAUGGCAAAACUAUAAUUUAAGUCUCAACCCAGCCCAGAAUUUGCACACAGAUGGUGUUGGGUUUAGUUAAUAUCACCAUGAUUCAUUUGCCUUUUUCUGAUGGUGGCAAUGGAUGCUUUAGAGACAGGAUGAUGCACUCUGUAAAUCCUUGUAGAGCUUUGUAGAGUUGGGCCAUGAGAGGACUGGCUGUGAGUCAAUGGAGAGCUGCAUUGCAUUGUGGGCGACUGCUGGGUGAGAACACACCCCACCCCCUCCGCAGAACUGAUAGUCCACACUCCAGAUCGUGACUCAGCACCGACACAAUCCAGCAAAGACCAUGUGCCAUAGAGUGGGUGUGCGGCAUGUUCCACGUAGUGGUUCCGGACCAUGAUCUGGGCGUGGCCAAGUACACCUGUGUGGUGCUCCCAGGUGAGAGAAAGAGCCUGAGGAUGAGGGGUUCCCCGGGUCCCUCCUGAGUCACUGGGGCCAUCAAACCCCAGAGGACUAUUUUCCCCCUUUCUUUGCUGUUGGGACUUUUUUGUUUUCCUCUCUUCAACUUCCAGCUGCCUCACUGUGCAGUGCACUAUAACUGGUUAUUAUGGUAAUAUAUGGGUCAUUUACAGUAUAAAAUGAAUUGAAUUCCUUGGCUUUGAGGGUAUGGCAGAUGUGAUGGGACAAGAUGAGAGGAUGGAGUGGAAUGGGUAACCAUGGCUGUCCUCUAGUACCAUCAGUUGGCAGUGAGUCGAGCCACUAGUGCCCUGCUCCUUCACCCCCCAUGGUGUUUUUGCAUAUUUUGCUGAUUUGCAGUGUCACACACGGGCAGUUCCAGUCUCUGCCUGGGAAGGGCAGUGGGUGGUGCAGUGGUUAGGGCCACCACUCUAGACUCAGUGGGUGCAGGUUCAGCUCUCACUUCCUGCUGUAGCACUCUUCAGUGAGGCACUUCCCUUGAAAUCAUACAGUAAAAAUUACUCAGCUGUAUAAAUGGGUCAGUAUGUAGCUUAGCAGUGUAAAAUCACACCGGUGAAAACAUUUGUCUGAUGCUUUUCUCCAAAACGACUUAUAAUGUUAAGCCACUUAUACCAAUUUAUACAUUUGUAGAGCUGGGUAAUGUUUACAGGAACAGUUCUGUUAGCGUGAGUAUCGUGCUGAGGGGUACAGCAGCGGGAGGCGUGAUUCGAACUUGUGUCAGCUGCAUGAACAUGGGAAGGGAGGACAGUGCAGUUUGUGAAAACCAAGUAGCGAGAGACAAGCAGCACGGGACUGUGGAACGGUGUUACUGCACACACUUGAUCCUGACCCAUUUUCGGAGCCACGUUAUGAACAGGAUCGAUGCAGAGUCCUUCAUAGGUGUGGGUCUCUCACCUGGGGCAGAAGCUCUUCCCUCUCCCUACACCUUGUCCAGUUAGGAUGUGAUUUUCAGUGGAAUAGUUUUAUGCAAAUGAACCUGCUCCUGGAAUAUUCUGUGAAUAUCUUUGCAUGUUCAGUCACUUUACAGAACCCCUCAGAUCUGGGUGCGAAAGGGACGUCUGCUCCACCUUGUGUUCCUGUGUAAUUCACCGUGGUUUUUUAUAUGCUCUUUAACUAUCUUUUUGGACAGUGGUGAGAGCCCACCCUUGUGAUGUGUGAGUCCCAUCACAGCUUGACUUGUCCCAUCCUGUUAUUUGUCCCAACUUGUGGUAGACAGUGAGAAUCGUGCCCACGAGGACAGAAAGCACCCCCUCCAACACACACAACCCCACCCCCGCACGCAUUUUUACCCUUGAAUGGAAACAUAGUCCAUUUUGAUAUCUGCCCACUGUUGGGGUGUCUGUCUUCAUACCCUCAGUUUUACCCCUCUGCACCCCUCCCCUUUCUUCUUCUUGCCAAGUUUCCACCCUUAUUAGUUCUUUGGUCUCUUGUACUACUGAGGUGGGAUUAAAUGGAAAAAAAAAAAAAAAACAAUGUUAAUUGUAAUAACUACAGUGAAUUAAAAUUAUGA
Messenger RNA from Scleropages formosus (Asian bonytongue), 7290 nucleotides. Its product is annotated as synaptotagmin-11-like. Bases 284 to 1639 code for a protein of 451 amino acids. Gene Ontology annotation, cellular component: axon; exocytic vesicle; synapse. Lineage: Eukaryota; Metazoa; Chordata; Actinopteri; Osteoglossiformes; Osteoglossidae. The transcript has 4 exons. Gene Ontology annotation, molecular function: clathrin binding; calcium-dependent phospholipid binding; SNARE binding. Gene Ontology annotation, biological process: vesicle fusion; calcium ion-regulated exocytosis of neurotransmitter. The record is from RefSeq and is a predicted model, not a curated record.